Molecule: messenger RNA, 2085 nt
Organism: Naegleria fowleri
Lineage: Eukaryota; Heterolobosea; Eutetramitea; Acrasida; Naegleriidae
Exons: 1
Coding region: 1-2085 (694 amino acids)
Source: RefSeq, a predicted model, not a curated record
AUGUUUCUUCUCUUUUCCUUCUCUUCUUCCUUCUCUUCAUCUUCCUCCUCCUAUUCAUUCCAUCAUCGAUGGAGGCUUCAGAUUCCUCUCAUUGUUCUCCUUCUUGUUGUACUCAUCACCAUUAACCUCUUUUCAGGUUUCACGAAUGUAUUGAACAGUCCUCCUCAUAUCGUCGUCGUGAAAGCCUUCUCAUCCUCCUCCGAUUCAUCCACUACAACCACCACCAUCACCGCAUCAUCAUCAUCAUUAAGGAGAACUUGGAUCUUUACUCAGCCUCUCUUUUAUGAUCAGAUGAAGCCUUUGAUUGAAGAAUUGAUUGGAUUUUCAUCAUCAUCAGUUUCUCAAGGAAAUUCAUCUUGUUCCAAUCAUCCGUACACGAUGAUGGAUGUUACCGUGUUGAGUCCGUACGAGGAUGUCGUGGAUUCGUUUCAACAAUAUUUACCAAGAAAAGGCUCUGUGGUUCCUUCUUCUUCUCAACAAUUCUUUCGAGUGAAAAAAUGUGGAAAAAGUAUUAAGAAGGAUCAUUAUUAUGCGAGUAUUGUGGAACAUGGAUUGAAGAAACAAACAUUCUUUGAAUAUGCGGAAUAUAUGAAGAGGGAAUGGAUGGAUCCAUAUUUGACAAAUUCAAUGUUUGUGUGUGGACAAGAAGAGUUGGAGAAGGAGGAUAUUGUGUCACCUGAUGUGGUUGUGACAGAUUGUCAUUCAAUUGGUGCCAUGGAUUUUGCAUUUGCAUUUGAAAAACCUUUGGUGAUUGUGUGUCCAACAUUGGCUUCAUUGUCACUCAUUCAACCCACUUAUUAUCAGACUGGAAAGUUUUUGCAAACUCGAUUUAACCCUUUCAAUCAAAUUUUGUUUUUGAAACUAUUGAAUGAGUUGAAAAAGAGAGGCGAAGCAACCAAUGCUCAAUGGGAAAAAUCUCUCACCUAUUCCUUGAAAUACUUGAUUGGAAAUGCAGAUUUUUCCAACUCAACAAAUUAUUACUUGCACAUGAAUAAGGAAAGUUGGAUUGGAAAAUCAUUGAAUUUUAUCGCCAACUCUUUUUCACAAGCUCAGUUUGAAGCAUUUUGGUUGAUGGAUAACAUGAUGAACAAUGCAAGAAAUCAAUACUUGCCAGGAAGAGUCCACGACACCGUUAAACCACUCGAUCUAGUGAAGCGUGGUCAUGUUUUUUACACUUCAAUUCCUGGUGUCACUGAAGACGACAACAUCAUGCUUCCUUCCAAUGCAAAAGUAGUUCCACCAAUCUUGUACACAAAACAAGUGAAGUGGAUUGCUCUUCCAGAAAAACUUUUAUCAGAGGUUAAAAAACUAGAGAAACAUAUUGAACACAAGAAUGUACUUUUGGUGAAUUUGAGAGAUAGCUUUAAAUUAAUUCUAACAUUCUUUAAUAUUUUAGAAAAGUUGGCUAAAAAGUAUGACUAUAUAGUAGUAGUGAAUAGAAACGAAGCCACAAAGAACUUGGAAUCUAAAUAUCCAAAUUUCAUCUUCUCAGAUCUCAAACUUGAAGAACGAAGUAGAAUUUUGAAGAAUCCAUCCAUCAAAUUUGUGAUCACAAGUGGAGAUUUACAAUCUUCUAUUGAGACAUUGGCUCACGAAAAACUAUUGAGCUUGAUUCCAUCCACCAUCGAAGGAUACACUGUCUCACAUUACUUGACUGAAAGUUUAAAGGUUGGAAACAUUUUAAUUCCAGCAUUAGCCACUGAAGAAACCAUUCAGAACUAUCUCUCCAACUUCUUCAUUCCUGGAAAAUUAAUUUCACAAACUGUGACGACUCGAGUCAUUUCCAACAGAUUUGUGACCGAGUCCAAUCUUGCUGUCAAGACCAUUGCAGAAUAUGUGCGUUCUUUGGCAAACACUCGAACACUUCCAAUCGCACUGGAAAGCACCAAUGAAACACUCAUGAUAGACUUGGCAGUAUUGGCAAUCUGCUUAAUACUGACUUUCCUCAUUGUCAUAUACCUGUUUUUCAAGUGGGUGAUCAUUCCUUAUGUGAAUUUGUGUCUUUACUGUUGUGGGUUUGGAGAACGAAACGUAUCGAUCGAUCUCAGUGUAAGGACAGGAGAAGAAAAACAAAAGAAAGAUUAA